AUGGCCGAUCCGGUUUCCGACGCCCCUGCUAUGGACGAGUUCGCACAGACUCGAGGUGGUGAUGAUCUUUUCGACGAUGAGAUUGUCCCUGUCCCCGCAGCAGAACAGAAGCCCGUGCCGGAAGUGCAUGAGGACCCUGCCCCCGUCCCUGCUGUCGAGAACGAUGCACAACCAGCUCGGACUGAUACCCCGCCACGGUCGCGUGGGGGUGAGAGACGAGGACGGGGUCGAGGCAGAGGACGCGGUGGACGGGGAUCGCAUAAUUCAGGCCGUCGGGGCGAUGGACCUGUGAAAACCAAGCCCGCUGAGAGUCCUACGGAGCGUGGGGACAAAAGUGCGGAGAACUCGACUCCUGAGACGCCUGCUGAAGGAGAGCAGACCGGGAAGGAGGAUACAACGGCGGAUUCUAAACAGGCCGCUGGAGCGGAGGGCCCGCGUGUGCCUGCGGUUCGUGGAGACAGAAGUGCUACCGGUGGACUUAAGAAGCCGAAGCUUACGGAAGAGGAACUGUCUCGACGCAUUGCUGCCGCCAAGGAGAACGCUGCUAAAGUUGCUGCUGCGCAUGCUCGUGCUGAAGCUGACCAAGCAUCGUUCCUUGAGCGCGAGAAGGUCGCUGAGGAGAAGCGCCGUCAGGAACGCCAACAUCGUCGGGUCAUGGACAACGAGCGGGAGCGUAACCGACUGCGCAAAUUGAAUGCCUUGAAUGGACGGGAGUGGGAUGCGGAGAAGAAGGAGGAGAACUACAAUGGCCGUGGUGGUGGUAAGCAGUUCCGGCGUGGUAUGCAUGGCGGUGUGUCUGGAUACGCUCGACGCGACUUUGAUUCGCAACCCGGCGAAGAUCUGCUCAACGAUGACAGUCAGCCUCAUCACUAUCGGGGUCGUGGACGUGGUGGCAGGGGUGGACGCGGCCGGGGAGGACAUCGCGGGCCUCGAGGAGAAACAACACUGGAUGGCGCCUCUGACCAGCCUACUACAGGCAAGUCCAAGCCCGAAGCACCUGCUCCAGUCAUCACCAACGAACUCGAAUUCCCUGCACUGCCUGGCAGCGAGAAGAAGAGCGGUGACGGGGCGCCUGCUACUCCCGACCUGCUGAAAUCGGACUCCUUGUCUCCGGUAGCAGGCACCAGCUGGGCCGAACAAGUCGAGUCCCAGUAA
Molecule: messenger RNA, 1155 nt
Organism: Aspergillus ibericus CBS 121593
Lineage: Eukaryota; Fungi; Ascomycota; Eurotiomycetes; Eurotiales; Aspergillaceae
Exons: 2
Coding region: 1-1155 (384 amino acids)
Source: RefSeq, a predicted model, not a curated record